Messenger RNA from Mercenaria mercenaria, 963 nucleotides. Its product is annotated as mammalian ependymin-related protein 1-like. Lineage: Eukaryota; Metazoa; Mollusca; Bivalvia; Venerida; Veneridae. Gene Ontology annotation, molecular function: calcium ion binding. Gene Ontology annotation, biological process: cell-matrix adhesion. The record is from RefSeq and is a predicted model, not a curated record. The transcript is spliced from 5 exons. Gene Ontology annotation, cellular component: lysosome; extracellular region. The coding region runs from base 94 to 855 and encodes 253 amino acids.
UUGGCAACACUCAUCUUUUGAUAUGUUAACUUAGUAUAAUACGAAAGUCUAUUAAAUUAGCAUGAUCAUAACACAUAAGAUUUUAAAAGAAAAAUGAAAUUAUACAUUCUUUUUAUUUGUCUUACCGUUGCUUCAUGUUUCAGUGUAAAGCCAGCACCAAUAUGCUGCUUUCCGGAUCAGUUCGAGACGUUUAUGUUUAUUUCUCAGGGUGUUGUUGAUGUCCCAUCUGGAAAACUCGGGUACGGAUACGGUUAUGCUAACGCAACAGUUAGAACGGCAUUCGACGGAAUUAACCAGUUGACGUACGCACAUGAACAUUCAAUGAGUUUUAUGUCGAUUUAUCCGGUUCCUAUUGUACUGGAUUCUGCAAAUAUUUUGGACUACAAAAAUAAUGUGCAAUGGCGUGUGUAUGGAGAUGGUUCAUGUGACAAGUUGGACGUCGGACUUCCACUGUAUCCAGAAUGCAUACCUGCUAACGCUUCGUUGAUGAGUAAAGGUCUACUGGGAAAAACAGGAAAAGUUUUGCAGACCUUCAUAUUCCACAAUCGCAUAUAUCUAGAUCCGUAUGAGGUCACUGUAACGGUUAUCAUGUCAGAUGAUAAAGAGGGUGAAUGUAUUCCUUUGAGAAUGUCAGUGUCUCAGGCAUAUGUGUUCGACAGUGACAAAAAUGUUGACAUCACAGUAGCAGAUAUAUUCGACUUCACACCUGGUAUAAAAGACAUUUCUAUAUUUACCCCACCGUCGUCAUGUGACAAAGUGACAACAAUAAAGGAGUCAGGAUCAAUAAAAAAUUCGGGAAGCAUCCGGGAUAUCCUGCAGAAGUUUGCAGACAUGCAUAGAAACAAUAGAGAAUAAUACAAAAUAUUCAUCAUGCCUAUUAUUAUUAUUUGUAUGACAUAUAAAGUUUUUUGUGUGAGAUUUAACAUUACUUUAAUUAGCGUUAAACCGGAUUCAUCAUACUAA